Fonsecaea nubica is the source of this 1077-nucleotide messenger RNA. RefSeq lists its product as hypothetical. The record is from RefSeq and is a predicted model, not a curated record. Gene Ontology annotation, molecular function: dioxygenase activity. NCBI's taxonomy places the organism in Eukaryota, Fungi, Ascomycota, Eurotiomycetes, Chaetothyriales, Herpotrichiellaceae. The transcript is spliced from 2 exons. The coding region runs from base 1 to 1077 and encodes 358 amino acids.
AUGGGCUCGUUGGGAGGACAGUCCAAGUUGCCACCCAUCCUCGACUUCUCAGCCUUUCGUAGUAAAGACGCCGCAUUGAGGGCCGAAUUCUUGCACGAGCUGGGACAAGCCUGUCGAGACAAGGGUUUCUUCCAGCUCACCAACCACGGCGUCUCACCCGAACUCCAACAAAGGAUCUUCGCCGCCGCCAAAGAGCUGUUCGACCUGCCGCUGGAAGAAAAGUUGAAGGCGAGACUGACGCCCACGACCAAAGGGCGAGGCUACGAGACGAUAGGAGACCAAAUGCUGGAGCCCGGUGCGGCCCCGGACACCAAAGAGGCCAUUUACCUGGGCGAAGACCUCGCCGCGGACCAUCCGCGCGUGCUGCAGGGCGAAUACGGGUGUGGCUCCAACAUCUACCCUCGGUCGCUGGGGCCGCGGUGGCACGAGACCUGCAUGGAGUACUUUUACGCCAUGACGGCGCUGGCGCAAGAGGUCAUGCGCGCGCUGGCCUGCGCCCUCGACAUCCCCGAGGACUACUUUGACCGGUUCACCGAGUCGGCGCCCACGGCGACGCUGCGUCUGGUCCACUACCCGCAGACGCCGCAGACGGUGUCUGACGACGACGACAACGAUAACAAAGCGCGCGGAUGCGGCGCACACCGCGACUUUGGCUGCGUCACGCUGCUCCUGCAGGACCAGGUCGGCGGGCUGCAGGUCCAGGACGAGGAGACGGGCGAGUUUCUCGCCGUCGACCCCUGCCCCGGCGCCUACGUCGUCAACCUGGGCAACCUGAUGGCCCGCUGGACCAACCACCACUACACCUCCAACACGCACAGGGUCAUGAACUUGUCGCCCGCGGACCGCUACUCGAUCCCCUUCUUCUUCAGCGGCAACGCCACCUACACGCUCGAGACCAUCCCGGGCCUGGAGCAGCGGCCGCCGCCUGCCCUGGCGAGGAAAUACGGACCCGUCAUCCCUCCCGAGCCGUACGGGCCCGUCUCCGUCACGGACUUUCUUCGCGACCAGUUCGUGCAGUCGUAUAAGCGUGCCAGCGACUACAGACCAGAGCCGAAGACGGUUAACGCCUCUACAUAG